Messenger RNA from Encephalitozoon romaleae SJ-2008, 906 nucleotides. RefSeq names its product Nbp35-like nucleotide binding protein. NCBI's taxonomy places the organism in Eukaryota, Fungi, Microsporidia, Unikaryonidae. The coding region runs from base 1 to 906 and encodes 301 amino acids. The record is from RefSeq and is a predicted model, not a curated record. Gene Ontology annotation, biological process: iron-sulfur cluster assembly. Gene Ontology annotation, molecular function: ATP binding; iron-sulfur cluster binding; ATP-dependent FeS chaperone activity. Gene Ontology annotation, cellular component: cytosol. The transcript has a single exon.
AUGGGAGAGAAUUGUCCAGGGGUGUCGAGUAAGGAUGCCGGGAAAGCUGAAGAAUGCAAAGGGUGUCCCAAUGUGUCAUAUUGCUCACAACCUAUGCAACAAGAUCCAGAUAUCAAAGCCAUUCAAGAGAAUCUCGGAGGCAUAAGGAUCAUAGUUGCUAUUAUGAGUGGGAAGGGAGGUGUUGGCAAAAGUACAAUUACUAGGAAUAUAGCAGAAUGCAUUUCUGCUAGAGGAGUCUCGACAUGCAUUUUAGAUCUAGAUCUAUCUGGGCCAAGCAUUCCAAGACUUACGGCGACAGAUGGGAUGUCUAUGUGUGAAACAAAUGGCAUGAUGCAGCCAGUAGAGGUGAAUAGGUUUCUGAAGGUCGUUUCCGCUGGGUAUGUCCAGAAUUCGUAUGGAGAAGGAAGGAUGUUCAGCUCUAGGCUCAAGACAAAUGCUUUGAAGAAACUACUGGGACAUUGUAAUUAUAAAGGAGUGGAUACACUUCUCCUGGAUACUCCUCCAAAUGUGACUGAUGAACAUCUUGGAAUGGUGAACUUCAUAAAACCAAGACUUGGGAUCAUUGUCACAACACCCCAGAAGUUUGCUAUGCAGGACGUAAUAAGGCAGAUUGAUUUUUGUAGGAAGGCAAAGAUAGAUGUCCUUGGGAUUGUAGAGAACAUGAAGAAAUUCAUCUGUCCAAGCUGCAACCACCCAAAAAGUGUGUUCAGGAGUACCGGAGUUGAGUCAUAUUGCAAAUCCAAUGGUGUCCCAUAUCUAGGUUCAAUCAAUCUACGGCAGGAUAUAGCCAAAACAUCUGACAUGGGAAAUGCUGUUCGAGACGAUGCUUUCAAUAGAAUAUGUGAUCUCAUCAUUUCGUUACGUGAAACUUCGGAAGUAAAAACCACAGAUUCCUUCCGCCAGUGA